UAUGUGUUAGCUAGGUUGAGAAAUUGUCAAUGUGACUCACAUCUUUAUAAUCCUUAUGUAUAUAACAGUUCAGAAAUACUCGUAGAAUCAUGUGGCAGUUAAUACUUCCCGUUAUACUAACUUCAAUCGAGGCUAGAUAUGAAAAUGUGAACGUGAAGCAGGACUGGUGGGAAACGGCGGUGUUUUAUCAAAUCUACCCGAGAUCUUUUAUGGAUAGCGACGGAGAUGGAAUUGGUGAUAUAAAUGGUAUCACUUCAAGACUAGAAUAUCUAAAAGAUCUAGGUAUAGAUGCGGCAUGGCUGUCACCCAUUUUCAAGUCACCGAUGCACGAUUUCGGAUACGACGUAUCCGAUUAUUACUCGGUUCACCCUGAAUAUGGCAGCGUAGAGGACUUUGAGCACCUUCUGAAGAAGGCUAAUGAACUAAAUAUAAAAAUUAUAUUGGACUUCGUACCGAACCACACUAGUAAUGAAAGUGACUGGUUCUUCAAGUCGUCACAUAGAGACGAGUAUUACAGUGACUGGUACGUUUGGGAAAACGGACACUUGGACACUAAAGGACUUAGGCGACCACCAAAUAAUUGGAUAAGUGUCUUUAGAAAAAGUGCAUGGCAUUACGUUCCGAGCCGCGAUCAAUAUUACUUGCAUCAGUUCGGAAAUUCCCAGCCGGAUUUGAAUCUCAGGAAUCCAGUUGUUGUAGAAGAAUUAAAGAGUAUAAUAAAAUAUUGGCUCGAGAAAGGCGUAGCAGGUAUGAGAAUUAACGCAGCAAACCAUCUGUUUGAGACUGACAAGGAUUUAUUCGGGGGCCGGUACCCGGAUGAGCCGAAGACUGGAAGGCCAGGAUUUGGGCCUGACGACUACGAAUACCUAGACCAUGUGUAUACUAAGGACCAGGAAGAGACUUAUGAACUAAUGUCACAGUUUCGGGAUGUGUUUGAUGCUAUUACGCUCCGGGAUAAUCUCACCAGGAUAAUGAUGACAGAUGCUUCAACGGGGAUCAAAAACGCAGUCAAGUACUACGGCGAGGGUAUUCACUCAGGGGCGCAUAUCCCAUUCAAUUUCGCUCUCAUAGAGGACUUGACGAAGGAAUCGGAUGCCAGAGACAUGAAAUAUGCGAUCGAUCGAUGGUUGACCUACAAACCACUACGGAAUCCGGCAAAUUGGGUGACUGGUACCCACGAUAAAAGCAGGGUAGCGUCACGCUUCCGACCAGAGUUAGUAGACGCAUUUAAUAUGCUUGUGCUUCUACUGCCCGGAAUUGCUAUCACUUAUAUGGGCGAAGAAAUAGGUAUGGUAAAUGGGUUCGUGCCGUGGACCGAGACGAAGGACCCACUCGCCUGCAAUACGGAUGACCCGGUCAACUUUAUAGAUGUGUCCCGCGACCCGGUGCGGACACCCUUCCAGUGGAGCAAUGGAAAAAACGCAGGUUUCUCAGAAGCAGAAAGUACAUGGCUUCCGGUAGCUGAAGGGUACGAGAACAUAAACGUGGCCAAUCAGCGAUCAGCUGUGCGUUCUCACUAUCAAGUAUACCGCACACUGAUUAGUCUGCGGAUGCGCUCGGCGUUUAGACUUGGUCGGUACGAGUCACUGGCGCUGAACAAUGACGUGUUUGCUUUCAAAAGUGGUUCUAUUAUAAAACAAGAAACUGACAGGGAGUUAGAGUGGUGGGAAACAACUAUUGUGUAUCAGAUAUAUCCACGUUCUUACGUGGAUAGUGACGGAGAUGGAAUUGGUGAUAUAAAAGGUAUAACUUCGAAGUUAGAAUAUAUAAAAGAACUUGGUGCUGGUGCUAUAUGGCUGUCACCAAUUUUUCAAUCUCCAAUGUAUGAUUUUGGAUAUGACAUUGCCGAUUUUUAUGCGAUUCACGAUGAAUAUGGAACUAUGGAUGAUUUCAAUGAACUUCUUGAUAAAGCCAAAGAAUUAGACAUCAAAGUCGUAUUAGAUCUGGUACCGAAUCAUACUUCAAACGAAAGUGUAUGGUUUCAAGAAGCUCUUAACGGGAAUGAGAAAUAUUAUAAUUACUUUGUAUGGGAAGAUGGAGUCGUUGAUGAGAAUGGCAACAUACAACCUCCUAAUAACUGGCUGAGCCAUUUUAGAGGUAGUGCUUGGGAAUAUAGGGAAGAGGUUGGAAAGUACUAUUUACAUCAGUUUGUUGUUGGUCAACCUGAUUUAAACUAUCGUAAUCCCGACGUUGUCGCUGAAAUGAAGGAUAUAAUCAGUUUUUGGCUAGACAAAGGUGUGGCUGGAUUUAGAGUAGACGCAGUUAAUUGUUUAUUUGAAGUUGACAAGAAACUUUUUGGAGGAAAAUAUCCAGACGAACCAUUAUCGGGCAGAACUGAUGUUGAUCCUGAAUCUCAUGACUAUCUAAGUCACAUUUAUACUAAAGAUCAAAAUGAAACCUAUUACAUGGUCUAUGAAUUCCGAGAUGUAUUUGAUGAGAUAUCUAGAAAAGAUGGAAUGCCUAGAGUUAUGAUGUCUGAAGUAUAUGCUUCAAUUCAAAAUGUUGUCAAAUAUUAUGGUGAAGGAUUAAAAGAAGGAGCCCAAAUGCCUUUUAAUUUUGAUUUAAUUACCGAUACUGCUGCCUCGUCUAGUGCUGCUGAUGUAAAAAGGGCCAUAGAUAAAUUUUUAACCUAUAAACCGGUUGAUAAAGUUGCAAAUUGGGUGGUUGGUAAUCAUGACCAGAGUAGAAUGGCAACACGCUAUGGAAGUUCAUUAGUUGAUAGUUUGAAUAUGAUAGUACUUCUUCUGCCUGGCGUUGGUGUCACAUAUAUGGGUGAAGAACUUGGUAUGGUUGACGGAUAUGUGAGCUGGGAAGACACUGUGGAUCCAGCGGGUUGUAAUACUAACGAUCCUAUCAAUUAUGUCCUUAAUUCAAGAGAUCCCGAACGUACGCCGUUCCAUUGGAAUGCAGAAAAAAAUGCAGGUUUUUCCACUGCUGAGAAGACUUGGUUACCCUUGGCCGAGGGCUAUGAAACCUUAAAUGUAGAAGUUCAAAAUAAUGCUGAAAGAUCACAUUUAAAAGUGUACCAGUCAUUAGCGGCUCUCCGUCAGGAAAAGACUUUCAGAUAUGGCCGAUAUGACUCGUUGGCUAUCAAUAAGGACAUUUUCGUUUUUAGAAGAUGGUACAAAGACGAGACGUAUUUGAUAGUAGUUAAUAUGCGAGACUUGGAAUUUGUGGUGGAUUUGACGUAUUUCGAGAAUGUAGACGGUGACGCCAGCGUUGUCCUUAGAAGCGUCCAGUCUCCCAAGAAUGAAGGGGAUGUUGUCGAGGUUGAGGCACUACCAGUAGCUGGAUAUGAAAGCGUCGUUCUGAAAUUAUUGGUAUUUUAUAGGCUAAAUCCAAUUUUACUACUCCCUGCACUAUUUCUCCUCGUCCAGACGAGGGAACUGCAAUGGUGGGAGUCUACGAUCUUUUACCAAAUCUAUCCGAGAUCGUUUGUAGACAGCGAUGGUGAUGGAAUUGGUGACUUGAAAGGAAUCACUUCCAAGCUAGAAUAUUUGAAAGAAAUUGGAGUUGGAGCAACAUGGCUGUCGCCAAUGUUUCAAUCACCAAUGUAUGAUUUCGGUUACGAUAUUGCUGAUUUUUAUGAUGUCCACAAUGAAUAUGGCACUAUGCAAGAUUUUGAAGAUCUUAUUGCAAAGGCUAAGGAACUGGAUAUAAAAAUAGUACUAGAUUUUGUACCUAAUCAUGGUAGUAACGAAAGCGUUUGGUUUGAAGAGGCACUUAAAGGCCACGAACAGUAUUAUGACUACUUUGUAUGGGAAGAUGGAGUAGUUGACGAAAAUGGUGUAAUGCACCCGCCAAACAAUUGGAAUAGCGUUUUCCGCAAAAGUGCCUGGGAAUAUAGAGAGGAGGUUGGCAAAUACUAUCUACAUCAGUUUGUAAUCGGCCAACCUGAUUUCAACUACCGAAAUCCAGCCGUUGUUGAAGAGAUGAAAAAUGUUUUGAGAUUCUGGCUUGAUAAAGGCGUAGCUGGUUUUAGAAUUGAUGCUAUUUCACAUUUGUUUGAAGUAGACAAGGAACUUUAUGGUGGAAAACUCCCUGAUGAGCCUUUAAGUGGCAGGCGCUCUGACGAUCCACUAAGCUAUGACUACUUAGACCAUAUUUACACAGUAAAUCAAGACGAAACUUAUGACAUGGUUUACCAAUGGAGAGAAGUAUUUGAUGAAUACGAAAAAAUUGAUGGUCUACAAAGAGUAGUAAUGACUGAAGCUUACACGUCUCCUCAACUUACAAUGAGAUACUUUGGUGAUGGCGAACGUGAAGGUGCACAAAUGCCUUUCAAUUUUGUGCUUAUUUCUGAUGUUAAUGGAGACUCCACCGCUCCUGAAAUAAAAUAUGCUCUGGACAAGUUCCUGACUUUUAAACCAAUCGACAAAUUAGCAAACUGGGUGGCUGGAAAUCACGACAAUAAUAGAGUAGCCUCAAGAUUCAGUCCCAAGUUGGUAGAUGGAAUCAACAUGAUUGUUUUACUUCUUCCGGGAAUAGCAGUUACUUAUAUGGGUGAAGAAAUCGGAAUGAAAGAUGGCUUUGUCAGUUGGGAAGACACAGUUGAUCCAAGUGCCUGCAACACGGAUGACCCGAUAAAUUACUACCAGGUCUCGCGUGACCCGGAAAGGACGCCAUUCCAAUGGAACUCCGAGAAGAAUGCCGGAUUCUCCACAGCCGAUAAAACAUGGUUGCCAGUUGCCGAUGGCUAUGAAACAUUAAACGUGGAGUUCCAAAAAUCUGUUGAGAGGUCUCACUUGAAUAUUUACAAGAAAUUAGCGAUUUUAAGGACGGAACCCGUUUUCAGACAUGGUCGAUUUGAGUCUUCGGCACUCAACUCUGAUGUGUUUGCUUUUAGAAGAUGGCAUGAGGGUGAAAUCUACUUGGUCGUUAUUAAUCUCCGAGAGCAAUCGUACAGUUUAGAUUUAACGUACUUCGAAAACGUUUCAGGGCAUUUGGAAAUUGUCAUAAAUAGCAUGGAAUCGCCAAAAGUAGUCGGAGAUUUGGUAGAGGCGUCGAAUAUGCUUCUUUCGGGUGGUGAAUCUUUAGUUCUGAAAGUGGUACAAUAA
Molecule: messenger RNA, 5057 nt
Organism: Pararge aegeria (speckled wood butterfly)
Lineage: Eukaryota; Metazoa; Arthropoda; Insecta; Lepidoptera; Nymphalidae
Exons: 30
Coding region: 90-5057 (1655 amino acids)
Biological process (GO): carbohydrate metabolic process
Source: RefSeq, a predicted model, not a curated record